Cylicocyclus nassatus is the source of this 303-nucleotide messenger RNA. The record is from the annotation of a GenBank genome assembly. Lineage: Eukaryota; Metazoa; Nematoda; Chromadorea; Rhabditida; Strongylidae.
AUGCGGAGCAGAUCGCAGAGUCAUAGUGGUACGCCAACGGUGAACGAUGAAGGAAGAUAUUCGGCCACAAGCACUGAAGAAGAAGGUCAUACGUCUGCAUCUUGGAAUAACACCAGGCCGGGUCCACAAAAUGGUGCUCAUGAACCCGGUGACAGUCAGGCCGUGACGUUAAGGAACCGAAGGACGCAACAACGGAAGCCUUACUCACCACCUGUCGUGAUUACUCUGCUUCAGUGGCGUCUCGCCGUCACAACCAUUUGCAUAGUGGCUGCGUCGCCUCGAUUAGGAAAUGCGAUUGCGUAA